AUGGGAUACCUGGUCGGAGCUGAUUGCUCACAAUCACCAGCAAUGACCAGCUUGAUACGUGAAGAGUUUGGUGUUGAGGGUUACACUGAUCCUACUGAACUGAUUGCUAACGUGUGUGGAGCAGAAGGUUCAGGAAAAUCUACCUUCAUUUCAUCCUUCACAGCAGAAGGUUUCUUCAAUAAACGGCUACGCAAGGAGAAUCAACCGGACUUGAAGGCAAAAGAUUUAGCAUCCCGAACAAAGGGAAUUGAAGAAACCAUUUUCAACCAAUCGCAGGUGAAGGUGCAUUUUCGCGACUUUGCUGGCCAAGAGCAUUACACCGAGUCGCAUGACAUAUUCACGGUUGCCAUGACAGCACCAUCUGUUGCCGCAAUAGUGGUGGACGGCACAGAGUGUGUUGAUAAGAUCACACAGACUGUCAGCGCAACCGCAGCCAAUAUUGUUUGUCGCCUGUCUGCACCUGAUGAUGGCUCUCUACAGACUGAGCAACAAGACCAGCAGCACCACCAGCAGCAGACGCAGCCGCAGCAGCAACAACACCAGGAAGAACUGCAACAGGCGCAGAGAAUUGAUGUCAUUGCGAUUGCCACGCGAGCUGAUAAGCUAACACCUGAAGAGUGCACUGAAGUGGAGAAGGCCAUAAGGAGGGAAAUGAAAUCAUUCUCUCAGCGCUUGGAUCUCUGCUUUGUGAGAGUAGUGGACGCUAGAAAGUCCAACAGUUACAGCAUGAAUGAUCUAAGGAGAGAUUUCAUGCACUUGGUCCAUCGAGUGUUGGCGAAAUCUCCCAAGCAACCACGUUUGCUGCAGAAGGCUCGAGAGCAUUUGGAUGAGGUUCAGGCAUCUAUGCCCAAUCCAUACUGCUCAAGAGAUGAGUUUGCGCUGGCAUUCCACAAGGCAAUUCAAGGAACCGACACUGCACCGCCAGAACGAUUCGCUGACAGAUAUCUACGCAUCUUGAGUGCAUAUGGAUAUGUCAUCACAUUCCCAGAGCUGAAUGAUCUGGUGGUUCAUCAGCCUCGCUGGCUCCUGCAGGACGUGAUCGGGUUUAUGUACUCGUCCAACGUCUUCCCCCACCGCCCUGAUGGCAUUGCCAGGGAAUACAAGAUGAGUGAAGAGGAGUUCGUCCGUUCACUGACUUCAUUCGCCAAAGUCGGAGAAAAAGCUCCGCUCUGCGUGCGUAUAGUUCUACAGCUCGGCUUGUCCAUCCGCUAUCAGAAGGAUAUCCUUGCUCUCUCCCUAUUUCCCGAGUGCACACAGCCAUUGAAGGUGCACAGAGCCUUCAUGACCUCACAAGUGAUGGUAGGUUCUGUGUACAGCUGCAAUGGCUGUGUGCCAUUCUCAUCUGGUCUCAUUGUUCAAUGCCAAGCACGUGUAUACGACUACUCCGUCUGCUUUUUCGCCAGUACUGAUCCCAUGUUCUUCAAGAACACCAUCAUUGUCCACCCGUAUCCGCACACAACAGCGCUGAUUGUGUUUUCGUCCGACCGUCAGCGCUGUUGUAUUGCAGUGACGUCCAGUCGCGGUACGUACCUGCAAGUGGUUCACCACGUCCACUGGUUAUUUCAAGAUCUCUUCCUUGACCUACUGAAGAGAUACAGUCGUGGUACUUCGGUAGAGCCCACAGUACUCAGCCUGUGCAGCAUGCGUCAGCUUAUCCAGCAAUCGGCUUCACCAGCUGCCAUCUGUCCAGUGGUUGCUUCCUACCCGUCCGAAGCCGUCAUUCUUGCCGCAAGCAGUGUGCAAAGCAAAGAUGUCAAGGACGCCAGCGGUGUGUUCAUUGACUCGGUGCAGGAUCUUCAUCACGUUCCUGCCACGCAUGUCAGUAUGCUUCCUGCCACAUGUACUGAUCGCCUGGAGAGUCUGCGAGAUUCCGCAUUCCUGAGCGAUCUCCAAUCAAGCCUAGAUGUGAGUGAGAGGGAAAUCAGCCGACUUGGUGGCCCCCAAUCAGUGUCGCCCGCUGGACCCAGUCGGCUGAAUGCCUCGCUGGUGUUGUUGGCAUGGUGCCGACAAUCUCAUCGUCACACAUCUACUGUGCUAUACAGCAGGUUAGCUCAGCACUGCUUUUCUUCGCCAUUCUCCAUUUUCUACCGAGAGAUCUGCAGGAUGCUGGUGGAGAAUGAGAACAUGCUGAUGGAAGCAUUCCCGGACAUCAUCACCUAUGAACAGCGGCAGUUGAAGGAGCAAGAACGUCUUCGUUGCCAGGCGGACAAUGUUCCAUUGGCGGAUGAUUGGUUCUCGACUGCACCCAAGACGUCAUUCCUGGGCCAGAAUCCCUGCGUGGGAAUGCUACGAUCUCACCUCCAUGCAAUGCGUGUUACGGAUAAGCUGAUCGUGGACUCUGAUCACUACACUCUGGUCCAGGAAGCUGAGGUAGCAGCAGAGUUGCUCACAUCAACAGUAGCACCAGCAGCAGUAGCACCGGCACCAGCAGCAGCAGCAACAGCAGCAGCACCAGCAGCAGCAAUAGCAGCAGCAACAGCAGCACCGGCAGCAGCAACAGCAGCAGCACCAGCAGCAGCACCAGCAGCAGCAGCACCACCAGCACCAGCAGCAGCAGUACCAGCCCCAGCAGCAACAGCAGCACCACCAGCAGCAACAGCAGCACCACCAGCAGCAGCACCAGCACCAGCAGCAGCACCAGCAGCAGCACCAGCAGCAGCAGCAGCACCGGCACCAGCACAAGCAGCAACAGCAGCAGCACCAGUAGCAGCAGCAGCAGCACCAGUAGCAGCAGCAGCAGCAGCAUCACCGACUGUAGCAGAGAGUAAAGCUGAUCCAUUUGAGGAUGACUCAUUCACCGCACAUAUACUACCAAAGUUGUACAAGAUAUCUUGUGAUGUACUGCGGCAAAGCGUUCAGGCACAAGGACUCCUGAGUGGUUUUGAUACCCUUCGGGAACUAAAGCGUGCUGAACAAUUUGAAGGUGUAGAGAGUCAUCACUUGAAGUUGAUUGGAUACAUCCGUGCUGGAGAGCGAGAUGCAUACAGAAAGCUGUGUGCAGCAGUGGGAAACCUCAACUUGCAAGAUCUGCACAACACCAUGCUAAGGCUACUGUAGUAGGAACUCUAGUCAUGAUGUGAUUGUGCAAGACUGCUUUCUCCCAGCAUUCCAUGUACAUCACUGUUCAGAUUGUGCAAGACUGCUUUCUCCCAGCACUCCAUGUACAUCACUGUUCAGAUUGCGCAAGACUGCUCUCUCCCAGCACUCCAUGUACAUCACUGUUCAGAUUGUGCAAGACUGCUGUCUCCCAGCACUCCAUGUACAUCACAACAGUCAUACUCACCCAGCCGACCGCACCCCGCGCGUAUCCCGGUAUGCUUGUUUGUGUCGUUCUUCCCCUGCCACUGCUCUGCCCUAUGCAACGUGUUCUUUUUCCUCAUCUACACAUGUAUCAUAAUUAUUGUAUUCUUGAGUUGCUUGCUCACCAGUUGUGGAUAUGCUCCAUGUGUAUUCUUUUGAAGGUGACCGUCCUUGAGAAUAUUUUCUCAAACAGCAGCUCCACCACCUCUGCGCCCACCCCCCUCCCCAUCUUUCCUCCUCUCUCCCAAUCCCACACGCGCACACGCGAGCAUGUGCGCACAUACAUAAUUUGUUAUAAUUGUUUGCUAUGCUUGCCAAGACUGUUGGUAUGUUUCCAUGGACUGUGUUUUUUUACUAAUGCAAGUACAUGUACAUGUAUACAUAAAUGUUCCUACUUUUUAAAAUUCAAUUUGGUUUGCUCUAGAGCAUCUUUCUUUUGUUCUUAUUUCUUUCCAGCUACAUCUCUACAUAAAUGUUCCUAGUCUUUAAAAUUUAUUUUGGCUUGCUCUAAAGCACCUCUAUUUGCUGUGACAAUUGCACAGUAUUCUUUUCAUUUUUCACUUGACUUUGUUCACAUCUUUGCAUUUGCGCACAUACAUAAUUUGUUCUAUUGUUUGCUGUGCUGGCCAAGACUGCUGGUAUGUUUCCAUCGACUGUGUUUUUGAAUAUUUUCUUAAACAGCAACUCCCCCACCUCUGCCCCCACCCUCCUCUCUUCCAAUCCCACACGCGAGCACGUGCGCGCAUACAUAUCUUGUUAUAUUGUUUGCUGUGCUUGCCAAGACUGCUGGUAUGUUUGCUAAUACAUGUACAUGCCUGUACAUGUAUACAUAACAUGUUCCUACUCUUGAAAAUUCAAUUUGGCUUACUCUAGAGCACCUUUCUUUUGUUCUUAUUUUUUGCUGCUACAUCUGACAGUCAUCUGUACAUAAAUGUCCCUAGUCUUUAAAAAUCAUUUUGGAUUGCUCUAACGCACCUCUCUAUUUGCUGUGACAAUUGCACAGUAUUCUUUUCAUUUUUCACUUGACUUUGUUCGCAUUUUUGCUUCCGCUGAGACUUCUGUUGACCCUGUAUUGAACUUGGCAGCUGAACUUCAUCUCCUUUCCUCGGAUUUUUGCCUGAACAGAUCAUGACUAUUGUCACUUCUCCACUUUGUGUGCUUAUUUGAGAAAUUAAUGUGAUGGAAAUCACAUACAUGUAA
Molecule: messenger RNA, 4500 nt
Organism: Sycon ciliatum
Lineage: Eukaryota; Metazoa; Porifera; Calcarea; Leucosolenida; Sycettidae
Exons: 12
Coding region: 1-3057 (1018 amino acids)
Source: RefSeq, a predicted model, not a curated record